Molecule: messenger RNA, 2453 nt
Organism: Pteropus alecto (black flying fox)
Lineage: Eukaryota; Metazoa; Chordata; Mammalia; Chiroptera; Pteropodidae
Gene: CUNH14orf93
Product: chromosome unknown C14orf93 homolog
Exons: 7
Coding region: 516-2135 (539 amino acids)
Source: RefSeq, a predicted model, not a curated record
GCUCCGCGAGUCCUCCUUUUUGCACACACACGAAUACAAAGAGCCAUACGACCUUCGGAUCCUGGCGGGCCUUUUUGAGUCUCAUCUCAGUUCCUUAGGUUGGAGUGGUGGGGGAUUCCAGGCUUGAGUGCAGGAAGAAUGUUUUCUACCCUCUGAAACUGUAUUCAUCAAGAAGGCCUUUGUAGGCACCACCCUUUCAGUAAGGGGUGAAUGUGAGUGACACUCAGUGUGUUGUCCUAGGGGAGCACAGGAUCUGCAGACAGAAGAAGGCAUCUAUCUCUCCUCUGCAGGCCAAGGAGAGGCAGCCAUGGACUGUGUGCUCCUUCAUGGCUUGCCUACUCUUUCACAAAACACACCACCUGGUGCCCAGCCUCCUCUGAUUAUCCUCCAUGGGAAAGAAAAGUGAAUCCAAAGAGGCCAGUGCUUCCUGCCAAACUUGUGAAAUCCAUUCGACUGGGGGCACUUUUUGGAGCAGUCCAGCAGUGUGAGCGUGGUUAUUGUUGCUUCUGUCAGCCAUGUCAUUCAGUGCCACCAUUCUCUUCUCCCCUCCCAGUGGCAGCGAAGCCAGAUGCUGCUGCUGUGCCUGUAAGAGUGAGACUAGUGGGGUCAGCACAGGCUCUCAGGGUGGGAAUCCUCCUCCCAGCACCCCUAUCACAGUGACCGGACAUGGCCUGGCGGUUCAGAGUUCAGAGCAGCUCCUGCAUAUUAUCUACCAGCGAGUGGAUAAGGCAGUGGGUCUGGCUGAGGCUGCUCUGGGUCUUGCCAGGGCCAACAAUGAAUUGUUAAAACGUCUCCAGGAGGAAGUGGGUGAGCUGAGGCAAGGACAAAUGUCCACCCCUGAUGAAGAUGGGGAUAGCCGGGCACAUGGUUCCUCACCAGAGGAGCCAGGGCCUCUCAAGGAGAGUCCCGGGGAAGCCUGCAAGGCUGUGUCUGCUGCGGAAGAGGAGUGUGACAGCGUGGGCAGUGGCGUGCAGGUGGUGAUCGAGGAGCUACGGCAGCUGGGAGCAGCCUCCGCUAUGGGGCCUGGGCCUUUAGGCUUCCCAGCCUCUCAGAGAGACAUGCGGCUCCCGGGCUGUGCCCUGCCUGCCAGCGAGGGGACCCCGAUGCUCAAUCCUCUGGUGGAUGAUUAUGUGGCCUCUGAGGGUGCAGUACAGCGGGUGCUGGUCCCUGCUUAUGCCAAACAACUCUCACCAGCCACGCAACUGGCUAUCCAGCGGGCAACCUCAGAGACAGGGCCAGAAAAUGGAACCAAACUGCCACCGCCCCGCCCAGAAGACAUGCUCAGUGCUGCUGCUGCCCUGGAAGGUGCCUUGGAAGAGUCAGGCCCUGGGGGAACUGAGGAGCUGAGACAUUCUCUAGGGUUUACUGCUUCCCCAUGCAGGACCAGAGGGAGCGGGCAAAAGAACUCCAGGCGCAAGCGGGACCUGGUACUUUCUAAAUUGGUCCACAAUGUGCAUAACCACAUCACCAAUGACAAGAGAUUCAAUGGGUCUGAAAGUAUCAAGUCCUCUUGGAAUAUUUCAGUAGUGAAGUUCCUUCUGGAAAAACUCAAGCAGGAGCUGGUGACCAGUCCCCACAAUUACACUGAUAAAGAGCUGAAAGGAGCCUGUGUAGCCUAUUUCCUUACUAAGAGACGUGAGUACCGCAACUCCCUGAACCCUUUUAAAGGCCUGAAGGAAAAAGAGGAAAAGAAACUUCGAAGUCGUAGAUACCGGCUUUUUGCCAACCGAUCUAGUAUUAUGAGGCAUUUUGGACCUGAGGACCAACGUCUGUGGAAGGAUGUGACAGAAGAGCUGAUGUCAGAUGAAGAGGACAGUCUUAAUGAGCCAGGUGUCUGGGUGGCCCGCCCUCCCCGUUUCCGGGCCCAGCGCCUCACAGAGCUCUGCUACCACCUGGAUGCCAACUCUAAGCAUGGCACUAAAGCCAACCGUGUGUAUGGCCCUCCCUCAGACCGAUUACCUUCUGCUGAGGCCCAGCUCCUUCCACCAGAACUUUAUAAUCCUAAUUUCCAAGAAGAGGAAGAUGAGGGAGGUGAUGAGAAUGGACCUGUCUCCCCAUCUUUUGACCAGCCCCACAAAACUUGCUGUCCUGACUUGAACUCAUUCAUUGAAAUCAAGGUGGAAAAGGAUGAGUGAAAUCUAUAACCAAGAUUAAGUCUGGCUUCUGCCACUACCCAUGUCCCAGAAAUGGGUGGCUCUGGGGCUUCCUAGAAUAAUGAGAUGUCCUCUGCAGCCUGAGAAAGCAAGUCAACCUCUCUCCCUAACACAGUCCCUACUGGAAGUAGAAACUGGCAGCUCUGGUUGGAUAAAGGACUUAUCUGGAAAGGGGUGAACUUCCCCUGUUGUGAAUGGCAAGCCAGAAAAUGAUUAUUUCUAAGCAUAAACAGUGCCUCAGAAGAGCCUGAGAUGAGGAAAGGAGGAUGGGUCUAAGAAACAUGAGGCCUUCUCAACAUA